AUGUUGAGCCCUUGCACCUAUCGGGCUGCCCUGCUUGACCUGCUCACGUCUCCGGCAGCUGAGCCACAGGGAAUGAAGAAUGACAGAGUGGGGAUGCAAGUAAAUCAUAUGCAUGCCGACCUCGCACAGGCACGGCAUCCGUACGACCCCUCACUGCGACUGACUCACCGAAGUACGCCAUCGUUCGUGGAACAGGAGGAAGAGCGAGUAGUUGACAACACGAUGCCGGCAACCUCGACGGCGGCAGCAGCAGCACCGCCAGCCCCCUCUUUCCCUCUUGUCGCCUUCGCGAACGGCACUCCUUCUAUAUCAGCUAGCCACCGUGUGAUUGAGGACAGCGUGCUUCGUCCAGGGAAACCGCAGGCGCGUGUGCACUCCGCUUCGAGUCAUGGGCGCACUACAAUACACAAGGGCGUGAUCGAUCAGCCGAGCGUUGAUGUGGCAGUUGUGGAGGAAGAGAAGCACCGCUCUCUGAUCCUGAGCUUCAUCGACAACUGCAUCUGCACCGGUGUGCCAGAUGCUGUGAUCGCGGAGCAGGUGCAAUUCAUGGUGUCCUCAAUGAAGGAGUCCCUUGCUCUUCAUGCCGCUCUGCACGCGCGACAGCACAAGGACCGCAUUCGAGAGUACGAGCUGAAUGAAUUGACGGCGGUGUUGGAGCGUCAGCAGCUGCAGUUUGCACAGCAGCAGCAGCAGCAGGUGGCACCACCUGUGCUAGUAUCUGCCCCUUCCCUCUACUCAUCCUCCCGAGUGCUCGCCCCGCCUCCACCACUGAGUUACGCGCCUCCACAGCAUCAUGAGCGGAUGGGGCACUUGACAGCUCAGAGGACGGUAGGCGCGAAGCCGUUCCACUACACGUCCAUCUCUCAAGGACUUUCAAGCGAUGCAUGGUCGACCUCGGCUACCACACAUCAAUCUGGGCAACACAGUGCCGAUAACUGGCGGCCCUUACCGUCGUCUCAGCGCACGCAGAGUCAGGCAGAGCCCAAUGUGCAUGCUAGCGCUGGAGGUUCGCCGGUAAUUCCCGUCUCUUCCUGGCGUCCGCGCACGUCAACUCACGCCUCAGCUACAGAGACGCCAACGGCCUCGGCUGCGCGACCUACGAAGGACUCCAGCAGUGAUGCAGACGCAGCGAGUAGCAGCACUGGUCACGCCUAUGCACAGCCCCGCACCUGGUCGCCACUUUCGCGUCCCACCUCCGCAUCACGUCGAUCGCCUCACGCACGCGGUACAUCGUGCCGCCACUACCAUCGCCGUCACAGCCGUCAUCACAAGCUAUGCAGUGCGUGCGAUUCAACCUCGUCAUCAUCACGCCCCUCUGCAACUGUUACUGCACACGCGGCGGUUGUGGCUGACUAUCCCGUCGAUGAUAGGUCCGCUGGCCAGCGGCGCAGCGCAGCUACGAAGUGGCGGCAACAGUACGCCCCCUCGCAGCAUUACAUGAAGCCGACGCACACCAGUUUGGUACGGCUGGAGUCAAAGUCGCUGCCGCUGUCGCCCCUACGCAACACCUCGCCAGUGGCAGCCCACAGUCUUCGUGGCGGGGGGCACGUCAAGCCUGCGACGUUGCGGUGGCGAAGCAGCGACCACUCCCCGCUCGCUAGGCCUGGAGCCGCGUCUGAAGUUGUAGGACACCGCGCAGCGCUGCAGAAACUGCUUGUUCGAUCGACCCACAGCAGCCGCCUUCGCGCGGCGGCAGCCUCGCGGCGGCAAACUGCGCCCUCGCGGUCGGGGUCAACAACAUCGUGCGUUGAUGAGGACGGCAAUGGAGAAAAGUCAAACGAGUUCGACGUGAGCACCACCGCUGCGUCGGUGCCAGUGCUGAGGUGUCGGGAAAGUGUGGAUCGUCGAGGCGACUCGGACACACCCCAUGCUCAGUCAUCCGUCGCAACGAGCGUAGGUGCAGUGACAGAUGGCUCCCUUCGUGCUACUCUGGCGCGGAUGCGGAAUUCGGUGGUGCGUGUCGAUCCUUGGUCGAAGACACCGCCUCCGCCCCACUCUCCUAGUGCGUGGGGCGCCAAUACCUCCCGUAUACAUGCUGGCCUCUCCAUCGACCCCGAGACGCCUCUCACCACCACUGGCAGCACCUGCAGCAACAGGGCCGGGGAGGUGGGAAUGACGGCAAAUGGUACCGUCCUGACGAACACUGCGUCAACGCGAGGCGGCAGCGAAAAGCUCUCAGCUUGUUCAAGGGCGGCAUCGUCGUCAAAGCCUGCCUCGGCUCCCACAGCACAGCGCUCGGGCCCCUCACAAAGCGCACAGGAAGCAACGGAAGAAAGGCAGCCGCGACAUCGCCACUACCAGUCGGGUCAAGAACACCGACCUCGUCGGCCGCCGCCUCAGCCUCAGCCGUGGCUGAAUUUCAGAGACGCAGGCACCGUGUCAAACCUCCCCGCAUCUUCGGUUUCCACUGUGGACGACGACUGCAGCGACGCCAACGUGUGCGUCACCAGCCCUGAGCUGCAGUUCUUCAUGGAGCGUAGUCAGCGCAAGCUUCGGGAGACGGAACGGGUACUGGCACAGGCGCCCACACCUUCACAUCUUGCCUCCUCCUCGCACCUUUGCCAAAGUCCCUCGCCGAUAUCCAUCGUCAACGCCUCGCACUUGCGCACACUUCGACACAGCACUGACAUGUCAUCCCAUGCACCAUCUUCCAGUGUUGAUGCACAACAAACCUUACUGCUCGCCAAAGAUGGCCCCGACCGGUCGUUGGACACCUCGCGCGCGCGGCAGCGGCAGCAGCGGCUUACGGAGCUGCACCGGCGCCUCAGCAGCUACGACACAGCCUCGAAUAACAUCAGCCCGAAGAACCCUCGUUCUCUCGCCGGAAAGGUCAGCCACGAGUCUUUGUCGGCGGCUUUAGUGACUGAGGUGCCACACGAAGACCAACAGUCCAGCUCCGUCAUAUUCCAGCCCCACUAUGCGCUCCCUGUCUCGCUUGCGAACUCGCCGCUGGUUCAGAUAUCCCCGACCUCGUCAGACGAGCAGAAGGACGAGCAUGACGAUGCAACGGCGACGGCGGCGGUGGCGGCGCCAAUGUAG
This is a messenger RNA of Leishmania braziliensis MHOM/BR/75/M2904, 3039 nucleotides long. RefSeq lists its product as hypothetical. Lineage: Eukaryota; Euglenozoa; Kinetoplastea; Trypanosomatida; Trypanosomatidae. The record is from RefSeq and is a predicted model, not a curated record. The transcript has a single exon. The coding region runs from base 1 to 3039 and encodes 1012 amino acids.